Molecule: messenger RNA, 2923 nt
Organism: Aplysia californica (California sea hare)
Lineage: Eukaryota; Metazoa; Mollusca; Gastropoda; Aplysiida; Aplysiidae
Product: glycosylphosphatidylinositol anchor attachment 1 protein
Exons: 14
Coding region: 71-2077 (668 amino acids)
Biological process (GO): attachment of GPI anchor to protein
Cellular component (GO): GPI-anchor transamidase complex; membrane
Source: RefSeq, a predicted model, not a curated record
UAAAUGUAAAUAAAGAAGUAGUACUUCCUGUCCUGUGUGCAUCGUUCUGCUGAAUAAAAGCAACCGCAAAAUGGGUCUUCUCAGCAAUGAAAAGCAGAGGAAUAGACUGGUGAAGUUCUUGCAAAACCAUCAUGCUAAGCUGUCUGCUUUGAUGUACAUUGUGGGACUGGCCUGGUUUCUUGCUUUAGCCUACCAACCUUUCAAUGCUGGAACUUACUUUUCGGAAAACGCUUUGUUGCCAGGUCUGGUGGAAUCUGAGCUUCCACAUGUGUUGACCAAGGCAUUUAAUUUGAAAGAUGAAGUCAAAGCUGAGAUGAACAAAGAUCAAAAGGUUGCUCCUCAGAGUUGGAUAUUUGAAAAAUUUAGAGCUCUGGGUCUGGACACAUACCGUCAUAAUUUUUCCGUUAUUUAUCCUUUCAAAAGUAUAUCUAAAAAGGUUGUACAAGGGGAGAAUGUCUUCGCCAUUUUGCGAGCACGUCGGGCUGCUAGCACUGAGGCUCUCGUCUUGUCAGUUCCCUUGAGACCUCUUGCCAACAAAGCAAAACCACAGACAGGCGGGGGUAUUGCUCUAGCACUGGCUCUGGCCUCAGAGUUCAAGCAGAAAGCAUAUUGGUCCAAAGACGUGAUCUUUCUCUUCACGGACUAUGAUGAGGUCGGAACCACAGCAUGGUUGGAUGCCUACCAUGAGUCAAAAUCUGAAUACAUUGUAAGUGAACAUCUGGAGGGUCGCAGUGGUCCCAUCCAGGCAGCCAUCAACCUGGAGCUGCCACUGGAGAAGGUGAGCUACUACAACCUCAAGCUGGAGGGUCUCAAUGGUCAGCUGCCUAACCUGGAUCUGGUCAACCUGGUGGUCAAGCUGUGCCGCAAGGAGAGGGGCCAGGUCACCUUGCAUCACACCAUGGAACCAAAACUUCGUAGUUACUACGGUGAGGGAAAUGGCGAGUCUUUCCAGGAGUACAAGACUGCCCUUACUACCAUGAUGCGGAUGAUGUGGUACCAGGCUAGUGGUGCUCCCUCUGGAAACCACGGAUUGUUCCAUAGGUUCCACAUUGAGGCUUUAACUCUCGAGGGAGUGAAAGACAAGAAGAGUACAAGAAUUCAUGAUCUGACAGCCUCAGCGAGAAUCAUUGAAGGAGUGUUUAGAAGCUUGAACAACUUGAUGGAACGAUUUCAUCAGUCCUUCUUCUUCUACAUCCUUCCUUCAACCAACCGCUACGUAUCUAUCGGCAUGUACAUGCCACCAUUUGGUCUGAUGGCUGCAGCAGGACUCAUCACAGGCAUUGCGCUGUGGCUGAUCUCAGGUGAUGAAGCUGCUGCAAAUGCUGUGGAAAAAGAGAAAGAGGCUGACCCUGCUGGUACUAGUUUGGAUGGUAGUGAAAAAAGCAAAACAAAAGCUGAUGCUGACAAGUCGGAGCAGGAUGCAGAGGAGGAAGAUGAUGAGAUGGACCCCAUCUCCACCACAGGUAUUUUGACAGUGAUACCAGUGAUUUUGGUCUGCUUGCUGCUGGGCUGGCUGGCCUACCAGGGCCCCGAGCUGCUGACUCGCAUCAUGCCCAAGUUCCGCAUCCACACAGAGGACAUGGUGCUUUACAGCAUGCUGGCCAUCUACACGGCCGCACUCAUGUACCCAAAACUCAUGACCAGGAAAUCUGGUAACCCCAAUCGGCUCAUCGUGGACUGGCGUUUGCUCAAGUCAAUUGGUCUAAUCAGCCAAAGUUUGGCCUUAGCCAGCAUCUCUCUUACCAACAUCUCGCAAGCAUUUUUCCUCACAGCCUUCAUGGUUCCAGUCACCACUUUUGUCAGGCCUAGCUCAUACAGAUUCCUGCGUUGGGUGCAAAUGUUUGCCCUGGUCCUGGUCUCUCCUCUAAUGCUCAUGUUCCUAGUGGGCUUCAUCACUGUGUGGCCACAGCCGGACGUGUUCAGUCUGUUCCUGGAGGCUUUCAACUCUACCAAGGAGCUUAUCUUCCUCAGCGUCAUGGACAAUUAUCUCUUCAAUGCCUGGACUGAGUCCGUCAUCACCGCCAUUGUCUUUCCUAUUUGGCUUUUCUUUUGGGCCAUUCCCUGGGCGGAACCUUAGGAAAUGUGAAAGUUUGUCUCUUUGUCUGCGUCAUCAACAGUUACACCGGUGGAACCACGAGCCUGUCUCUAUUUCAUUACCAUCGUGCAGUUUGUGGUCCCUGGCAGUAACUUGUGCUUUGAGAAAUAAAGUACUUUGUCAGAGCUGUGAGCUGAAUUGACUUCUCAUACUAUGGGCUCACCGUUUGAAUAUUUUAUUUUUACAGCCAAAGUGUGUCACAAGCCUCACAUAUCCAUAGUUUCAACGUGCAUAAAAUAAGGACAUUUAUUGGUUCUUCUGUGGGUUUAAAAAAAAAAAUAGUUAUGAAAACAAAUACUUUUAUUGCUUUCUUCAGCAAAAGUUGAUCACCUAUCUUCCUCUUUAGAAUACUUUUUCAUUAUUUUGAUGCUUAGCUGAUUUUACUUCUGAGCUUUGAAAGCAGGAAACAUUAUUGAUCACAACGGACUUUUUAAACUUUUGUCACAGAGACUAGGACACGAAUUCAAUCUAAAACGUUAUAUAUUUUUCAGUAAAACUUCACCUCCACUUUUAUGUUUUCAUGCUUUUUCAAGCUACUGUUUCUAAGUUGAAGUUCUAAAUUCCUACCAAUAGGUACAUUUCCAUCUGAAGGGCAGUCGAUUAAUUGCUUAUGAUUUGUAACUGUUAUAGCUUUGCACUGCCUUAUACAUUGUUUUAUGUAAUAGAAAUGCAAAUAAGUGGAGUCUGCUCACUUAAACCAAACACAGUUAAUCCAAAAACAGCCUUAACCUUUAAAACCCUAUACCGCUGGUAACUGCUGGUCGACUUUAUCGUUUAAUUCCCAGUGCUAGAAACAGGGGAUGUAACUCCAGAUGACUCUGUUGCAAG